AGGCUCCCUGCAGCCUUCCGGAAGUUAAAUGGUGGGAGCUUCAGCCUCGGGUCCACAGCCCCCACGGAAGCGGAAACAGAAUCUCAGCGUGCCCCUUCCUCACCGUCUUCCAAAUCCCGCUGCAGCCAUUGCCGCAACCACGAUGCCGAAACGAAAGAAGCAGAAUCAGCAGCAGCAGCCGCCGCAGCAGCAGCUCCCACUGCUAAAGCGGGAAAAGACUGAAGACGAAGAGGAUGGGAUUCCCAUCGGACCACCCAGCCUUCUGGGCCCUCCCCCCAUGGCCAAUGGAAAGCCUGGUGACCCCAAGUCAGCCCCAAACUGGAAUCCACCCACAUGUCCACCAUCACUAGAAUGGAUAAAUAAGUUGUUGUGUGUGCAUGCAAUGGGAUACUACACUGCACUGAAAAUGAACGAGCUCCUGCUACAGGCAACUUGGAUGAAUCUCACAAACAUGAUGUUGAGCGAAAGGAUCCAGACACAAAAGAAUGCAGACUCUCUUCACAGAGGUCCUCCAGGAUCAAGGGGACCGGUGAUUCCACCACUGCUGAGUCUCCCACCUCCUUCCCGGGGCAGAGGCCCGGUUUGGGGAGGCUUAGGCCCCAGGUUUGGCCCAUAUGGUCGUGGUUGGUGGGGGAUCAAUGCUGAGCCUCCUGUUCCCGGACCAAGCCAUGGUCCUUCCAGGGGAGGCUUUCACAAAGAACAGAGACAUCCUCGAAGGCUCAAAAGCUGGUCACUUGUCAAAAAUACCUGCCCACCCAAGGAUGGACCCCAGGUUAAGGAAGACAAAUCUGAUCGCCCUGUCUGCCGACACUUUGCCAAAAGGGGCCACUGUCGAUACGAGGAUCUCUGUGCCUUCUACCACCCAGGCGUCAAUGGACCUCCUCUGUGAGAAUGUGCCUUCCCGUCCAAGCUGGAAGGAGCCCUCUGUGACCUAGCGGCCAUGUGUUUGCCUGGGGCCCUGUGAUGGCUCUGUGAGGUGUUCCACCCACCACCCUCAGUCAGUGACGCCUGCCCCGACCCAUCACUUCCGCGUUUGGGGUCCAGAGUUGUGUUUCAUCAGUGGUGCACAGUGUGCACUUUCUUCUGGUUCAGCCUCCAGGGACUCGCCUUCCGGACCCCAUCUUGGCUGCCUUUAGAGGCUUCCCCUCACCAACUGACUGCUGAACAGGAAACCUAUUUGGUGCUGUUUCUUGUGCAUCUGUCCACCCAGCCCCCAGUAUUGCCCUCAAUUCCUGAGCCUUGGAGCAGUUUCCUACCAUUCCCUUCUUCUAGCUGCUUGUUUGAAGUCCUUUCUAUGUGACGCCCCCUACUCCUUGUGGUGUCAGCUGCUCUGUGAAACUCACCAGGUUGUCUGACCUGGGAUCAAGUUUGGGUGACUGGUACAGAGUCACUCCAUGGAGGCCACGCUCCCUUUUUUUUCGUAGUUUCUGCAUCAGUAGCGUGAUCCCUGCUGCUGUGGUCUGUGAUCACUGUGCUUUGUGAAACUGUGCAUCCCCUUAUAGCCGUUCUCAGUGUCCAUGGCAUUUUUGUGACUUCCCAACACUAGAAUAUUUCUGCCAAAAUGAGGGAGGCUCUUGGUGCCCUCUAGUUUUUCCCCCACCUCCUAACCUGGGAGAAUUGUGAAACUUUCCACAAGACUGCCUCCCUGGUCCUCCCCAUUCCUCUGGGGUUGGUUUUUAUGGGUUUCACACAGACCUGUGAGAUGUCCUCUCAAGCCUCUGAUGGGCCUACCCUAUCUCCUGUCUCCAUUUUCGUUAGACUUCGUCAUUGUGAGGCUGCCAGCCUGUUCAUGUGAAUUCUGUGAAUCUCCAUCUGGCCUACUUUUGGGUAGAAACUGUACAAUACUGUCAC
Messenger RNA from Rhinolophus ferrumequinum (greater horseshoe bat), 1851 nucleotides. It is a transcript of the gene PRR3, whose product is annotated as proline rich 3. The transcript is spliced from 5 exons. Lineage: Eukaryota; Metazoa; Chordata; Mammalia; Chiroptera; Rhinolophidae. Bases 29 to 889 code for a protein of 286 amino acids. Gene Ontology annotation, molecular function: metal ion binding; RNA binding. The record is from RefSeq and is a predicted model, not a curated record.